This is a messenger RNA of Morus notabilis, 7467 nucleotides long. RefSeq names its product protein CHROMATIN REMODELING 4. Bases 198 to 7160 code for a protein of 2320 amino acids. Gene Ontology annotation, biological process: negative regulation of transcription by RNA polymerase II; chromatin remodeling. Gene Ontology annotation, cellular component: nucleus; chromatin. Gene Ontology annotation, molecular function: ATP-dependent chromatin remodeler activity; ATP hydrolysis activity; histone binding. Lineage: Eukaryota; Viridiplantae; Streptophyta; Magnoliopsida; Rosales; Moraceae. The record is from RefSeq and is a predicted model, not a curated record. The transcript is spliced from 11 exons.
CCGAGGCUGCUCUGCCUAUUGGGUUCUUGAUUUGAUCCCUUAUUCGGAUUGGCGAGCUUCUUGAUUCAUUUGGGAAUGAUUUUGUUGGGCGUUGCUGUACGAGAAAUGCUGUGGAUGCCUCGCUUUUUUAGCGAUUAAUGAGUCAUAACAUGCUUAUUGUUAUUGCUAAUGAUCUAUGCAAGACUGAAGGCUGAGAGAUGAAAGAGAACAGUUCAUCUAACACUAACAGUAAAAUGAUUAACCGGAACUGGGUUUUGAAGCGCAAACGUAGAAAACUUCCUUAUGGACCUGAUGUAGCUAAUGUCAAAGAAGACAAUGCAGCUGCAUCUGGAUCUGCUAGAAAUACUUCUUCAGCUAAACGCAAAGUGAAGACUGAGAUAAUUAAUGAGCGAUUUUCAUCCAAAAAGAAAGGAAAUGACGGGUAUUUUUAUGAGUGUGUGGUCUGUGACCUUGGUGGUAACUUGUUGUGUUGCGAUAGCUGUCCACGCACUUAUCAUCUUCAGUGCCUUAAUCCACCUCUUAAGCGUAUCCCAAUGGGAAAGUGGCAAUGUCCAAAUUGUCAGAAAGGCGUUUUGCUAGAGCCCACAAGUAAUUUGGAUACAAUUUCAAAACGAGCAAGGACAAAGAUUGUUACCACAAAAUCCGGUUCUGGAAUCAAGUCACCUGAAAGAGAAAAAAUAUCCCGAAUAUUUGGAAAUACUAUAAUUGCAAAGAAAAGGUCCUCGAGCAAAGGAAAGUCUAUUUUAAGUCAUGGUGUAAAAUCCCCUGAAAAGAAACUUGUCUCCUCCCAAGUAGAUAAGUCUUCCAGUGUCAAGUCAGGAAAUUUACUUGAUGAUGCUCCUUUAGCAGGUAUUUCAUCAUCAUUAAAUGUUGAAGAUGAAAGAAAAUCUGAGAAGUCCCCAGUGGAAUCUGGGGAUAAGAGUUCAACCUCUCCUCUGAAGGAAGCUUCAUCUCCUUCUAAAGUUCCAGUAUCAGAACCAACUGAUGAAGCUUCUGCAGGGUAUUCUUCUCUUGAGGUGAAGCCCAGUUUGUCUUGUAACAAUGCUUCUGAAGGAAAUACUGUUGUACUUGCAAUUAGUGCAAAAGCUGAGGAGACAAGAAAAAGAAAACAUAAAGCCAACGAUGAGAAAAGUCAAAAGAAGUCUAGGAAUGACAAGGGAAAAGGUGUCGUUAGUAUUUCUAAACAACGCGGAUCUGGAGUAAAUACUGCAAAACCUGGAAGCAGUAAAUCGCGAAGGAAGCAUAGAUCUCUUAAUUCUCAUGUUUCGGUAUCGUUGUCAAAGGAAGACAUUGGAAUAAAGAAUUCUGACGUCGAGGGAAAAGACGAGAAGCUUCUUGAGGAUGCAAAAAACCCACCAUGCGAUAUGGAUAAAGAAGGGAAGCAGGUGGUUGACACACCUAUAUGUGAAAGUGCUGUAGCUGAAUCCCUGCAGGUUGAUCGUAUUUUGGGAUGUCGAGUUCUGGGCAAUAACAAUGACUCUUCACAUCACUUAUCGGUGACAGAUGCCAAUGACCGUUCUGAUGAAUUACUAAUUUCAGAAAAAGCAUCUGAGGAGAAUUAUGCCUCUGAUCAUGAGUUAGAUGUGGGAGCUGCUGAAAUUCUUACUGAAAGUACAGUAAAUGAUGUAACAAGUGUUGAUGCGGAAGAAUGCAUAAAAAAUGAUUUUAGAGUAGAUAAACUACAUGUAUACAAAAGAUGUGUGAACAAAGAAGGUAAAAAAGGGAAUGGAAUAGAUUUGAUGCAGAAAAAUUGUAAAAAUGCAGGAUUUACUACUGUGAUUGUUAAAGAUCAAGAUGAAUCUGCUGUGCCUACAGAGGAGUCAGGAAAAACACAUGAAAAAUUGGUGGCAGACGAGGCUAUGAAUUGUAGCUUGACAGGUCAUGAUGAUACUGAGGCUCCCCAAAUCUAUGAAACAAAUGGCUCUAAUGAAAGCAAGGAGGAAAAAGUUGUGGAUAAAGAAGUAAAAAGUGGUGAUGGUGCUGAAAACAAAAUUCAGGAGCCCACUGUUGCUGAAAGUGCAUAUGUUGACGGAGAGACGGUUCUGUAUGAAUUUUUAGUUAAAUGGGUGGGAAAGUCUCACAUCCAUAAUAGUUGGGUCCCUGAGUCCCAGCUGAAAGUCCUGGCUAAGAGGAAACUGGAGAACUACAAGGCUAAGUAUGGAACAUCCAUUAUAAACAUCUGCGAGGAAAAAUGGAAGCAACCGCAGAAGAUCAUAGCUCUUCAUUCAUCCAAUAAUGGUGGUGGUGAGGCUUUUGUGAAAUGGACCGGACUGCCUUAUGAUGAAUGCACUUGGGAGAGUUUGGAUGAGCCUGUUGUUAAAAUAUCUCCACACUUGGUUGAUUUGUUUAAUCAAUUUGAGCGUCAAACAUUAGAAAAAGAUGUUUCUAAGGAUGAAUUGCCAAGGGGGAAGGCUGAUUCUCAGCAAAAGGAAAUAGCUACUCUUGUGGAGCAGCCUAUGGAGCUAAAAGGAGGUUCAUUAUUUCCGCAUCAGCUGGAAGCACUGAAUUGGUUGCGUAGGUGCUGGCAUAAAUCCAAAAAUGUAAUACUAGCUGAUGAGAUGGGCCUCGGGAAGACAGUAUCUGCUUGUGCCUUCAUUUCAUCAUUAUAUUGUGAGUUCAAAGCUACUCUUCCUUGUUUGGUCUUGGUUCCAUUAUCCACAAUGCCUAAUUGGCUUGCUGAGUUUUCAUUAUGGGCUCCACAUUUAAAUGUUGUAGAGUAUCAUGGCUGUGCUAAAGCAAGAGCCAUUAUUCGUCAGUAUGAAUGGCACGCUAGUGAUCCAAAUGACACAAAUAAGAAAACGGCUGCUUAUAAAUUUAAUGUCCUCUUAACUACAUAUGAGAUGGUCCUUGCUGAUUCCUCGCAUCUACGUGGAGUUCCUUGGGAAGUUCUUGUAGUUGAUGAGGGGCAUCGUCUGAAGAAUUCUGGGAGUAAGCUUUUCAGCUUACUCAAUACAUUCUCUUUCCAGCACCGUGUGCUUUUGACUGGUACUCCUCUUCAGAACAAUAUUGGUGAGAUGUAUAACUUGCUUAAUUUCUUGCAGCCAGCAUCAUUCCCUUCCCUAUCUUCAUUUGAGGAGAAGUUUAAUGAUCUUACAACAGCCGAAAAAGUGGAUGAAUUGAAAAAACUUGUUUCUCCACAUAUGCUUCGUAGGCUUAAAAGGGAUGCCAUGCAAAACAUUCCCCCCAAGACUGAAAGAAUGGUUCCUGUCGAGCUUUCAUCCAUCCAAGCUGAAUACUACCGUGCUAUGUUGACGAAGAAUUAUCAGAUUUUGCGAAAUAUAGGGAAAGGGGUUGCACAACAAUCGAUGCUCAACAUUGUGAUGCAAUUAAGAAAGGUCUGCAAUCAUCCAUAUCUCAUUCCUGGCACAGAGCCUGAUUCUGGUUCAGUUGAAUUCCUUCAUGAAAUGCGGAUAAAAGCUUCAGCCAAAUUGACUUUGUUGCAUUCUAUGCUUAAGAUUUUAUACAAAGAAGGUCACAGAGUCCUUAUCUUUUCCCAGAUGACAAAACUGCUUGAUAUCCUUGAGGAUUACUUAAAUAUAGAAUUUGGGCCUAAAACAUUUGAGAGAGUGGACGGUUCUGUUGGUGUUGCUGAUCGUCAAACAGCAAUUGCCCGGUUCAACCAAGAUAAAAGUCGAUUUGUUUUUUUGUUAUCAACACGCUCAUGUGGUCUUGGGAUCAAUUUGGCAACUGCUGACACAGUCAUUAUCUAUGAUUCUGACUUCAACCCACAUGCUGAUAUCCAAGCCAUGAAUCGAGCACAUCGAAUUGGACAGUCAAAUAGACUUUUGGUGUACCGGCUUGUAGUUCGUGCGAGUGUUGAAGAACGCAUCUUGCAGCUUGCGAAGAAGAAACUUAUGCUUGAUCAGCUUUUCGUUAACAAGUCUGGAUCCCAAAAGGAAGUGGAGGAUAUUCUAAGAUGGGGGACAGAAGAGCUUUUCAAUGAUUCUCUUAGCACUGAUGGAAGAGAUACAGGUGAAAAUAGUACCAAAGAUGAGGCAGUGGUAGAUGUUGAACAUAAGCAUAGGAAGAGGGGUGGUGGUUUGGGGGAUGUUUAUCAGGAUAAGUGUACGGAUGGCAACAAUAAGAUUGUGUGGGAUGAAAAUGCGAUUAUGAAGUUACUUGAUCGGUCGAAUCUGCAGUCUGGAUCAACUGAUAUUGCUGAGGGGGACAUGGAGAAUGAUAUGCUUGGUUCAGUAAAGUCUCUUGAGUGGAAUGACGAACCAACUGAAGAACAAGGAGGAGCUGAAUCUCCUCCUGGUAUGACUGAUGAUAUGUCUGCACUAAGUUCUGAUAAAAAGGAGGACAACACUGUUACUGAAGAAAAUGAGUGGGACAGACUAUUGCGUGUGAGGUGGGAGAAAUAUCAAAGUGAAGAGGAAGCAGUUCUUGGUCGUGGGAAGCGUCAACGAAAAGCUGUUUCUUAUAGGGAAGCAUAUGCUCCACACCCUAGUGAAACAUUGAGUGAGAGUGGUGGCGAGGAUCGUGAGCCAGAACCCGAGCCCGAGCGGGAAUACACACCUGCAGGCAGAGCACUGAAAGCAAAGUUUGCUAGGCUCCGCGCCAGGCAAAAAGAGCGUCUUGCUCAUAGGAAUGCAGUUGAAGAAUCGCGUCCUACUGAAAAAUUGCCACUUGAGCCAUCCCCUCAUUGUCCUUCCACCAAUGCUGAAGAUUGCAGCGAGCAAGCAUCUGGACUGGUUCAAUCAGCCACAGAGAAGUCUUUAAUAAUUGACUUAGAGGAUAAACAAUAUGAUGCUCCCAAGAGGAUGAGUGGAUCUCCGUUAAGGCUUGGGAGGCUAUCAAAAAACAAAAUCAGCGGUCAUCUUGAUUGUUCUGUUAACCCUCUUGACCAUCCUUCUCCUGACAUAUUCCUUCCAAGCCACCAGCUCGCAGGAACAAAUUAUUGUAACUCAUUCACCAGCAAUUUAUUACCAGUUCUCGGGCUUUGUGCUCCCAAUGCUAAUCAAAUAGAAUCAUCACAUAAGAAGUUCUCAAGAUCAAAUGGCAGACAAAGUCGACCAGGAGCUGGACCAGAGUUUCCAUUUAGUCUGGCUCCUCAGCCUGGCACUUUGACUGAGACAGACAUAAACGUCGAGACCGUUACCAGCAGAAUGAAAUUAUCAGACGCUUUGCCAGAUUUUUCACAACAGCAUCUUAAGAGUGGCAUCCUAGAUGGCCGUCUCCCUCUUAGCCUGGAUAAGAUUUGCCUGCCGAACUUACCAUUUGAUGAGAAAUUGCUACCAAGAUUCCCACUUUCAUCUAAGAGUAUGCCUAGUUCACAUCUGGACUUCUUACCUAGCUUGUCUUUGGGUAGCAGAGAAGAAUCUGGAAAUGGCUCUUUGCAAGAUCUUCCAACAAUGCCAUUGUUGCCCAAUAUAAAAUUGCUGUCGCAAGAUGCACCAAGAUAUAAUCAGCAAGAGAGAGAGGCGCCUCCUACCUUGGGUUUGGGACAUAUGCCGACUAUGUUUUCAUCAUUUCCUGAAAACCAUAGGAAGGUGCUUGAAAACAUAAUGAUGAGGACCGGUUCUGGUUCAAGCAACCCAUUUCAAAAGAAAUCGAAAGCAGACAGAUGGUCAGAAGAUGAACUUGAUUUCUUGUGGAUCGGGGUUCGUAGGCAUGGGAGAGGUAAUUGGGAAGCAAUGCUCAGAGACCCCAGGUUAAAGUUUUCGAAGUACAAAACUUCAGAUGACUUGUCGGCCAGGUGGGAGGAGGAACAGCUCAAGAUCCUAGAUGGCUCAGUUUAUCCGGUGCCGAAAUCAACCAAGUCAACGAAGUCUACCAAAUCUUCAUCAUUUCCUGGCAUUUCUGAUGGAAUGAUGACAAGGGCACUACAAGGAAGUAGAUUUGUUAUGCCACCAAAGUUUCAAACCCACUUGACAGACAUGAAAUUGGGUUUUGGUGAUCUUGGACCAAAUCUGCCACAUUUUGAAGCAUCAGAUAGAUUGGGUUUGCAAAAUGAGCCAUUGCCCCCUGUUCCAACUUGGUUUCAUGACAAGUAUCGUGCAAAUAUCUCUGGUGAUUCUGCUGCUGGGCCUACGGAUAGACCAGGAACUUCUUCAAAUAUACCUGUUGAGAAGCCUUUUCUACUCAAUUCUUAUGGUACUAGUUGCUUGGGUUCGAGUGGUCUGGAUUCCUCUGUCAGCCAUGAUGUUAAGGGAAAGUCAGAUGAACAGGUUGGGAGUAAGUACGGAAAAUUGCCUAGUCUUCUAGAUAAAUCGCUAAAACUUUUGCGUGAUUCCACCAGUAACUUAGGCAGUGGUGAAUCCACUAGUACGGCAUUCCCGCCUGACCCUAGGAGAGGGUUCUCGCAUCGGAAGGGGGAAGAUGUAGCUGGAACUAGCUCUUCAAAGGACAGGCUGCCUCAUUGGCUACGGGAAGCUGUAAGUGCUCCAGCAAAGCGACCGGAUCCUGAGCUGCCACCCACUGUAUCAGCAAUUGCACAAUCAGUUCGGUUACUAUAUGGCGAAGACAAACCGACAAUUCCUCCAUUUGUGAUCCCUGGCCCUCCUCCUAUUUUGCCAAAGGAUCCAAGGCGGAGUUUAAAGAAGAAAAGGAAACGGAAGCAACAUCUGUUAAUGCGGGUUAAUCCAGAUAUUGCUGGAAGUAGCCAGGAUUUCCUGCACGGGGACAAUGCUUCAAGCUCUAUUCCCUUGGCCCCACCAUUUUCACUGCUUCCACAAGCAGCAGCGUCAAGAGUUGAAUCUGACCUCAACUUGCCUCCACUCCAUUUAGAUAUGAUGAUUCCGUCAUCCUCAUCAGCACAUGUAAAACAGCAUAAGAAAGGGAGCACUGGCUUGUCCCCUUCCCCUGAAGUGCUUCAGUUAGUAGCAUCUUGUGUUGCUCCAGGUCCACAUCUUCCAUCAGUUUCUGGCAGAACAAGCUCAAGCUUCCUUGACACCAAGCUCACAUUACCAAAACCCGAUGACCGAGUGGGUUGUUCAGACUCACAAAACUUAUUUGGAGAAAAGGAAGAUAAGCAGGAUUCAUCUCUUCAGGUACGGACUUCAAUUCCAGAAGAUAAAGUAGAUGAUCCUGAAAGUGGGGAUUCCAGCAAAACUCAUUCAGAUCCUUCCAGAACCGAACAGCCCAAUGAACCCAGUCUAGAGGAAAUAUCUUCCGAAGGAACUGUCUCGGAUCAUCCUUUGAGUGAUCAGGAGUCAUAGCUGUAAUUUGGUAACUGAAAAUUAAAAGAAAUUCUUUAUCACUGCUAAAGACUCUUCUCCAAUGUGCUCAAAUUUUUGUAGGUGUUAAUUGAGUGACGGCAUUGCCAAUAUAGGAUUGUUUAGAACAUGUCGUGUAAAGCUUCUGUUAGAGAAUGAAAUUAUAGUGCUUCCUUCCUUUGCCUCACUGCCUCGUCAGUUCAUGAGCUUUCUUUUCGCUUUCCAUGUUUCACCAGUAAGGUCCAUGUGUUAAGAAUGACACAUCUUGGGGGAUAUAUCAAAGAACUGGUAUUCGACUUGGGGAAUGUUU